GCCAGAUACCUGCCUGACGUCAUUAAGAGACGCCACGGACAACGACGGUUGACGCACGUCGAACGGUCGCUUACAUUUCUCCUUGUGACACGCAAGCUCGCCAAGUAUAAAUUGUGUCGGAUCGGAAAUUUCACGAUCGUACCCACAGCAUUUGUAGUUCAAUUACACGUAAUUAAAUACUGACGAUCCCGACUGGGCGUUGUUAACUUGCAGCUUUUAACAGACUCCGGGCCCGGGCUUGUCCAUCGGCGGCCGCCGGCUCCUGACCUGCCGGCGCUGGCUGCGGUAACGUCACAGAGGGUGCGGUAACGUCACAGUCAAAGAUCUUUGGUCACAGAGGCUGCGGUAACGUCACAGAGGCUGCCGUGGGAGAGCGCACCAACAAUGCCGAUCUGCAAGUACUUCCUGGAGGGACGCUGCCGCUUCGGCGCCAACUGCUGGAACGAGCACCCGCGGGGCGGCGGCGGUGGCGGCGGCGGCGGGGGGCGUGAGCAGCAGCAGAGCGGAGCUUACAGUAACAACAGAGGAGGCUGGGGAAAUCAGUUCCAGAAACCCCAAUCCAGAUACAUUCAACCAUCAACUUUCUCCAAAUCGACAACGUGGGUAAACCCUGGCAGGGAUGUCGACCGAAGAGGAUUUGGUAACACAGAUGCUGGGAAGAAAGCAGUUGCAAAUUCUGGAAGCUUUAUACAGAACAGAUUUACAACUCUCUCCAAUGAUAAUCAAGAAUGUGAUCAGGAAAACAUACUGGAAAUUGUAAGAAAAGACAUUGAAGCAUGGGAAUCCACUGGCCAGUGGUUAUUCUCCUGUUAUUCUGUGGCCAAAGAGUAUGCCUGUGUUUCAGGUCUUGUGGACAUCUCCCCUGAAGAACUUCGACAGGAAUAUUAUAACAGUAGGGCAGGAGGCAAUUUACAGCACUAUGUUGACUCCAUUGCACAAUUAUCAAAUCAACAUAGAAACAGGAUGCUUGAACUGAAGAAGCCAAAUUCUUCUGCAAGAGUGUCAAUGAGUGCUGAAUUGAGACAGCCUAACCAGCAAAAACCAUCAGUGGGCUUUGGUGGCAUGCAAACUUCAACAUUUGGCUCAUCGGUUUCCACAGGUUUGACAUCUACCAGCAUAAACAGCAACACAUUUAGCUUCAAACCCAGUGCUGGAUUAGAAAAUGUUGCAACAGUCGGCUUUGGAAACGCAAUAGCCUCUUCAGCCCCUCCACCGUCAGGGUUUGGAACCAAGCCUGUUGUUUCUGCUUCCGUCUUUGGAAACAGGCCUGAGUUUGGGGCACCUACUGGAACAACGGCUCCAUUGCCUGUAUUUGGUAGUUCUGCAACCAGUUCUACCCCAGGUGUCUCUGUGUUUGGAACUUCUGCACCAUUUGGAAGCAGCUUCACAGCUUCCAGUGCUUUGGGAAGUUCAGCAGUUACUGGUGCACCUACAGCCUCAGCAUUUGGAAGCACUGUGAAGGCAACAGGUAAUACUUUUGGGAACUCCGCAACAACUACAACGUCACCAAAUGUUUUCGGGGCAGUUGUCGCAUCUGUCCCUCAGCCGCAAAUUACCCCUGCAAGCAAUCAUUCAGUUAGUGGAAGUGAUGUGUUGUACACACCCCAACCAGAACUUUCAGCAGAUGACCUGCGAGAAUUUGAAGCAAAGAAAUUUACCCUGGGAAGGAUUCCUUUGAGGCCGCCACCUAUUGAACUUCUGACUGCCUAAGUAAAUUUGAAGUAAUUUGUUUCCAAUGCAUGGCUUUGAACAAUACAAUCCAAAUCCAAAUUGAGCUUUUUCUAUGUACAUUUCAAUUCUUGCGUGGUGUGCUAUUUUAUAAUUUUAUUAUGGGUUUGACAUUCUAAUAAUUUAUUGAAGACAUGACUGUUGCAUUCUCAUUUUUUACCCACAUUCCUUGCCCAAAAUUCAAAGGUUUGCCAUAAGUUCCAUCGGAAUAAAUGCUUUGCAGGUAAUUCUGUAUCUUCUUUCCUACCAGUUGUUGCUGAAAGCAGGGGAAGGUAGGAGGAUGAAUAUGUUGAUGAGAGCAAGAAAUAUUAGAUGUUGCAAUAACAUAAAGGUUGCUGAGCUGAUAUUUUAAUCGGAACUAAUCCUUAUUUGCUUCUAAGUAUGUUUAAACAUUUUCAAGGCUGUGCCUGGGUUGAAUUGGAGAGUUUUAUAAUCAUACAAAUUUUCAUUUAAAAAAAAUUGUCACGUGAAAUAACCCAAUGAAAACUGCAGACGGUACAUUCUUCAAAGUACUUAUAAUACCUCCAGAUUGUGCUGAAAUUGAACUUUUUAAUUUAAUGUUUUAUAAAUUAGUCCGCAUUCAUUUUAAGUCUUGAAUCGUGUAACUAACCCCAAUAAAUAUAUAAGAUAAUUCACAGUUGAUGUAAUAUGCUGCAUAUGAUGACUGUUAACAUAAAAUUUUGUCAGUAGUACCCAUCCAAAACAUAAUCUUCAUUCUUCUUGUUGACUUUUUUAUUGUAUUAAAUUUGAAAAAAUAUUAUGGUGACAAACUUGCUUGGAAUAUUCUUUAUGACAUUUAGUAACAAAUCACUUCACAAUCUGUAUUAUGAGUAUAUGGUUAUGUAUUAAUAUUUAUAUGCAGAUGGAUAUUGCUUACUCCUUGUUUUUAAUAUUGUUAUGUACACAUUCUGAUAGUGUAAAUUAGAUACAACGUGAAAUAAAGAGCUGAGUAAAUGGG
Messenger RNA from Amblyraja radiata (thorny skate), 2686 nucleotides. RefSeq names its product nucleoporin 42 (gene nup42). NCBI's taxonomy places the organism in Eukaryota, Metazoa, Chordata, Chondrichthyes, Rajiformes, Rajidae. The record is from RefSeq and is a predicted model, not a curated record. The transcript has 7 exons. The coding region runs from base 385 to 1710 and encodes 441 amino acids. Gene Ontology annotation, molecular function: metal ion binding.